AUGGGUAGCUGUCCUAGCACUCCUAGUGAGUUCGCUUCGAAAAGUCUCGAUCCGUUAUGCAAUGGCGAACGAAUGUGGACAACUUUUCUAUUUUCGUCACUAUUCACGCUUUUUGGCGGAUGGUUCAUUAUUCUCAUAUACGAUUUUACCAAAGCAUUAGCUAUAAAACCACGGCGAUUAAGACUUAUUUCGGCAGUAAAGCAUCUACUCCAAAUAAAUGACUUUUCUACAAGACGACCAAGCCUACCGUAUACAGUAUCGAAUCGACGCAAUGAUGAGGAGAACGAAGAUUAUUUCAGUUGGUUACAAGCAAUUAAAGAGUGGGAGAACAACUUAAUAUCGGGCCAAACAAAAAUGGGAAAAACAUUGGUAGGAAUCAUCUUUAUUGGUAGUAUUGCUUCAUUGAUACUCUACUUUGUCGAUACAAAAAAUGCGUUUAUUGAAUCUUGUACUGAUAUCAAUAGAUCGGUCACUAUGCAAGCUGAUCUUGGUUUGAAUGUUCUCUUUUUGAUCUAUUUCUUCUUACGAUUUACUGCUUCACAACACAAACGACGAUUUUGGUUUAGUCUCUAUUCAAUUGUUGAUAUGUUUACUAUCCCACCAUCGUUUGUAGCAUUGUAUCUCAAUCGCAAUUGGAUUGGCUUUCGUUUUCUUCGAGCUAUUCGCAUAAUGAAUACUCCCGAUAUUCUACAAUAUAUGGGCUUAAUUGAACGUCCACGAACAAUACGUAUUGUUCAGCUUGCAUCGCGUUUUAUCGCUGUUUGGAUUGCAUGUGCUGGCGCAGUUCACCUAGCAGAAAAUUCGGGUGACUUUUUCUGUAAUUUUGAAAACGCGCAAGAAAUCGAUGUCUUCAAUGCUAUCUACUUCAUGAUUGUUACAAUGACGACAGUCGGUUAUGGUGAUGUGUAUUGUAAAACAUACAUCGGAAAGUUUUUCAUGCUUAUGUUUCUCAUUGGUGGAUUGGCAUUUUUUGCAACGAUGAUUCCGGAAUUUUCGAAUCUAUUCGGAACUAGUGGUCAAUAUGCAGGUCGUUAUCGAAUCGUCAAAGGCAAACGCCAUGUGGUCAUCUGUGGACAUAUAACACCGCACUCGAUGACAACAUUUCUACGUGAUUUUCUCCAUAAAGAUCGCGAUCAAGCUGAAGAACUUGAUGUCGUCAUAAUUAAUAAGAAAACACCAGAGAUCGAAAUGGAAGCGCUGUUGAAACGGUAUUACACAAAAGUUCAAUAUUUCGUUGGAACGGUUAUGAAUGUCGCUGAUUUGCAUCGAAUCCAAGUUGAUAAAGCAACAGCUUGUUUAAUCAUCGCUGAUAAAGAAUGUCCCGAUCCGGAUGGGGACGAUUCAGCAAAUAUCAUGCGCGUAAUCAGCUUGAAAAAUUUCAAUCAACGUAUUCGAGUUCUUUUACAACUUUUACAUUACAAGAACAAAAUGAAUGUCGCAUCUAUACCGGGUUGGAGCGCGAAAGAUGGAGAUGAAAUCAUCUGCAUUGCCGAAUUAAAACUUGGCUUAAUUGGCAUGUCGUGUACAGUACCUGGAUUUUGCACGAUGAUGACCAAUAUCUUUCGUAUGUCAGCCUACAAGACACGUUCAGCACAAGAAAUGACGCAAGCUUGGCAUUGGCGAGAGCUGUACCACCGUGGUGCAGCUAUGGAGAUGUACUUAGAAGAACUACCACAUUCAUUUUUUGGAAAGACAUUUACUGAAAUGGCACUAAUUUGCUUUAAACUUCGAGUCAUGAUCCUAGCUGUUGAAAUAAAACAUACGGAUGAAAAUGGAAAUACACGACUGGUUGUCGAAGUUGCGCCCAAGAAUGAUUGUAUUAUCCUUCCUGGGACUCGAGCUUUUAUGGUUUGCAGUUCGAGUGAAGAUGCAAAAAGAGUGAAAUAUUAUUGUUCUACUUGUUAUCCUGAUGUUAACCAACUAAAACCUGCACAAUUGAAGCGAAUGAGAAAGUGUCGACACACAGUUUCUCCAGCAGAAAUGUUACCAUUCCAAGCACGUUCGGAAAGCCAAGCUUCCAUUGGCAAGGAAAAAUCGCAAAAUCCUAUUGUGCGUUUGUUGGAAGGCGACGUUCAGCGUCCACUACUGAUCUGUCAACCCGAACAGACUGAUUCAGCAUCACUGACACACAGUGAACCACUGAUGGACGAAAAUAUAUCGAACUUUGACUCCACUGGGAUGUUUUAUUUCACUCCACCACGACGUAUUGAAGAAGCUGUUCUGCAUGUGGAAUCGUUACGUGAACGUCGUCUGGCAUUCCGUCGACAGAAUACGAUGAGAAAUGGCAAAACAAUAGGUUUUCAACAAACACACCUCGCACCCCCUUUGCAUCCAGUCCAUUUUCAAGAUCAUGUUAUCGUUUGUCUUCAUGCUGACAAAGCAUCGCCGACCAUUGGUCUACGUAAUUUUGUCAUGCCGCUUCGUGCUAGUUCAUUUCAUCGUCACGAAUUGCCGAUAAUUAUAUUUGUUACCGAUCUUGACUACAUAAGAAAUGAGUGGGAUAUGAUCUGUACAUUUCCUGAUAUCUAUAUUCUCAAUGGUUCACCAAGUAAUCCAUACAAUUUGCAGCUGAUAUGUAUACAAGAUUGUCGUCAGUGUGUGAUCAUAUCGACAUUAGAUCGAGAAAAUCAAGAUACGUAUCUCGUCGAUAAAUCAUCUGUACUUUGUACGUUGAAUAUCCGACAAAUCGAAAUGAAAUCAGCUGGCUAUGUUUCCGUGAUGAACUUAACUGGACAAAACACAUCGGAUAUGAUGGCAAAUCAAACAAAAGCAUUGCUUCAGAAUACUAUUCGAACAUUAACAACAUUAACUAUUGAUUCUAAUGUUCAAUAUGUUGAACAAGGGGAUACUGACGAAGUUGACCUGGAGUUCUAUUUAACAACACCGUUUGCAUCUGGCGCGGCAUUUGCAGAUAGUGUUCUCGAUUGCAUUUUAAGUUGUGCUUAUUACAAUGAUAAUGCAGUCAAUUUACUUCGUAAUAUUUUAACGGGCGGUGUUGAUUUACAAUUAGAAGAAAUUCUCGCUGAAGGUGGUGGUUUUAACCGUUGUGAAUCAUUUGAUAUACUAAAAAAGCGAAAUCGUGCUCGUGUUGCUAUUCUCGAAAUCCGAGAAUUAAUACCAGACAUUGAUAUUCGAACAGAUCCAGUUACCUUCAGUGUACUAUUCUGUGAAGCUAUUCAACGCCACCAGAUGAUUGUCAUGGGUAUAUAUCGUUUGUUAGAUGUAUUACUUCGAAAUGAUCCUAAGAUUAACAUGAGUCAAUUUACCGGUGGUCACAAGCGGAUUGUUCUUUGUUAUCCACCAUACAAUUAUCAUAUGGAUCCGUCGGAUAUGGUCUAUGUGAUGCAGCAAUCUCGUCCAUUUGAUCAACUUUCUCGACAGAACUCUUGCUCACUACCACAAACGCGAUAG
Molecule: messenger RNA, 3411 nt
Organism: Adineta ricciae
Lineage: Eukaryota; Metazoa; Rotifera; Eurotatoria; Adinetida; Adinetidae
Source: the annotation of a GenBank genome assembly